Molecule: messenger RNA, 2049 nt
Organism: Sphenostylis stenocarpa
Lineage: Eukaryota; Viridiplantae; Streptophyta; Magnoliopsida; Fabales; Fabaceae
Source: the annotation of a GenBank genome assembly
AUGGAUAGAAGAAUCACCUCCACUAUUAAAGUUACUAAUGAUAGAGAAGAGUCUUGCUUGGAUGAGAGUGAUGUCUCUGCUGUCCUUAGCUACAUAAAGCAAAUGCUCAUGGAAGAGGACACUGAAGAGAAGUACAGUAUGUUCCAUGAUUCCUUAGCUCUCCAACAUACUGAGAGAUCAUUUUAUCAGGUUAUCGCUAACAACAACCCUUCUUCUUCCUCCUCCUCUUCCUCCACACACCAUUAUGUUCACAACAGUCCCAGUUCAAGUGUGGAGAGCCCUGAGCAAAGUGUCUCUGGUAGCUCCACUGAUAAUAGCUGUAGCAGUAACAGUACUGCCAUCUCUGCUGAGUAUCAGUGGAGAAGCGUUGACCAAAACACCCCCAUACUGCCAAACGCUUUUACCUUUCCGGAAAACUUUGUUUUCCACUCAAAUUCAACCCCCACCACACAAUCUUCCAUUAAUACUGGAUUUGGAUUCUUACACAAUUCCCUUCUUGAUUCUGCAUUUCAAGAACAUUUCAAGAGAGGUACAGAGCAAGGUACCAGGUUCCUUCCUAGACAUACUCCAUUCUUUGUUGACACGGACAGCACAACCUUUUUCCCUUCUUUCACAGAGGCUCCAACUGUGGUAAUUAAGACAGAAACAGAAGAAAAUGUUGAAGGGGAGAAUUUUCUGUCUGUGUCAAGAGGGAGGAGAAAUCGGGAUCGGGAAGAGUAUGAAGCAGAUGGUAGAAGCAGGAAGCAAUCAGCAGCAUACAUGGAUGAGAGUGAGCUAUCUGAAUUGCUUGAUAAAUUGGUGCUAGGCACUGGGUUAGGAAAAGGGGUACCUCCUGACACAUCCCCUUACCAAAACGAUGAAAUAUUAUUAACAAACAUGUUUGGUAGGGAGGUCAGGGAAAGUGAGGAGGAAGUUGUUGAUCUGAGGGCACUAUUGAUGCUUUGUGCACAAGCUGUUGCUUCUGAUAGUCAUUCAUUUGCAAAGCAACUGGUAAAGCAGAUUAAGCAGCAUUCUUCUCCAAUUGGGGAUGAUACUCAGAGGCUUGCACACUACUUUGGAAAUGCCCUUGAAGCACGCCUGGAUGGAACCGGUUACCAGGUUUAUAGUGUUCUAUCCUCCAAAAGAACCUCUGCCAAAGACAUGAUAAAAGCUUACCGUGUAUAUGUUUCAGUGUGCCCGUUUGAAAAGAUAGCAGUCAUGUUUACCAACAAUUUAAUUAAGAAUCUAACUGAGGAUGCAGAAACAAUUCACAUCAUAGACUUUGGUAUCCGUUAUGGUUUCAAGUGGCCUUUACUUAUCAGCCACCUAUCAAGACGUCCUGGUGGACCACCCAAGCUACGUAUCACGGGGAUAGAUCAGCCACAACCAGGUCUCAGGCCAGAGGAGAGGGUGCUGGAGACGGGUCGUAGACUUGAAAAAUAUUGCAAGCGUUUCAAUGUGCCAUUUGAGUUCAAUGCUAUUGCAAGAAGAUGGGAGACCAUCAGAGUUGAGGACCUCAAGAUAGAGAAAAACGAAUUUGUUGCUGUGAACUGCACGUUUCAGUUCCAGCAUCUACUUGACGAGUCCGUGGUGUUGAAUAAUCCCAGGGAUGCUGUUCUGAGGUUGAUUAAGAAGGCAAAUCCUGACAUAUUUGUGCAUGGCAUUGUCAACGGGUCCUACGAUGUGCCAUUCUUUAUGUCACGGUUCCGAGAGGCUCUCUUUCAUUACUCUGCACUGUUUGAUAUGCUUGACACCAACGUCGAUCGUGAAGAUCCCAUGAGGUUGAUGUUUGAGAAGGAGUUGUUCGGAAGGGAGAUCACGAACAUCAUUGCUUGUGAAGGUUGUGAGAGGGUUGAGAGGCCGGAAACAUACAAGCAAUGGCAGCUUCGAAACAUGAGAAUUGGCUUUCGGCCGCUUCCUAUGGAUCAACGUAUCGUUGACAAAUUAAAGGGUAGGUUGAGAGAUGAUGCGUACAACACCAAUUUCAUGCUUGAGGUGGAUGGUGAUUGGGUGCUACAAGGUUGGAAGGGUCGAAUUCUACAUGCUUCCUCUUGUUGGAUACCGGCAUAG